Messenger RNA from Mercenaria mercenaria, 7437 nucleotides. Its product is annotated as protein shank-like. The record is from RefSeq and is a predicted model, not a curated record. Gene Ontology annotation, cellular component: postsynaptic density; postsynaptic membrane; dendritic spine. Bases 414 to 5951 code for a protein of 1845 amino acids. NCBI's taxonomy places the organism in Eukaryota, Metazoa, Mollusca, Bivalvia, Venerida, Veneridae. The transcript is spliced from 19 exons. Gene Ontology annotation, molecular function: synaptic receptor adaptor activity; ionotropic glutamate receptor binding.
ACUCCAAGAAUUGCUGAAGGAUUAACUGUAUGAUUCCAGGAUUACUGAAAGUUGGAGAGAGAGGAAAAUAAUUCUGCAUGAAGAAAGGAUAACUGUUGAAAUCCUGAAGAAAAUUUUUUUUUUAAUGGAUUACUAAAGAAGUCUUGAAAAUCAUUUGAACACCUGAUGGUUGAAGGAUAACAAUAGCCGUCUGAAACAUCAUAAACAAAACGACUUUGGAAUAUUCUACAAAUAACUUUUUUCCAAGACAAUUCAUUGAAAUUGUGAUGUCACUGCAGUAUAAAUGAUCUGUAAAGUUAAGAAAAUCCACUGUCCGUGCCAGCAAGACUGCCAGACCCUGCUAGAAACAUAAAAAUAAAUACCUGUAUAUCCUGAAGUUAUGGAUUUGAGGCAAUGACCUUGACCUUUGGAAGAUGACGGAAUUCCGAGGUGGUAUGUUGCAGGGAAUGCAACGAGGAACAUUAAGGGAUCAUGAAAACAACACAGCAUCGUUACUACGCGAGAUAGAUCUAGAUCGGAGAAGUACUUUAAAAGAUGCUCGUUAUGGAACAACGUCAACAUACAUGUCAGAACACCAGACAGGAACUGUGUUCAUCCGCGUGUCUGUCCCAGAAUUGAAAGUCCAGGUAAAAUGUCUGCAGUUUGAACUGGAUGAAUCUGUAUGGGAGGCAAAACAACGAAUUCUCACUAUAUUUUCAAAGGACUUGAAGGAUCCAUUGAAUUAUGGGAUAUAUAUGCCUCCGAUGAAUGGUAGAGCGGGAAAGUUUCUAGAUGAAGAGAGAUUACUCCGAGAAUACCCGCUACAUGGUCCUAUAGGAUUUAUAGAGUUUAAGUACAAGAGAAGAGUGUACAAGGUGAUACACCUGAACCCUAGAAAGCUGAAACAGCUUCAUAACAAGGCCAAUUUCCGACAGUUUAUUGAGCAUGUGAAGAAUGGGAACUUAUCAAAAAUAAACAAACUCACAAACAAAGGCCUUGAUCCAAAUUUUCAUGAUUCUUCCGGUGAAACUCCCCUGACCUAUGCUGUGUGCUUGCCGAAAGAUAAAUGCCGGGAAGUGAUAAUUACGCUGAUCAGUGGUGGUGGCCAUAUUGAUUUCCGUACAAGGCAGGGUCAGACACCCAUGCAUAAAGCUGUACUAGAGGGGAACCGGACAGCAAUACAGUCACUGUUAGACCUUGGUGCCUCAACUAACUAUAAAGACAGUAGAGGGUUAACUCCCUUGUAUUACAGCGUAUUGUACGGCAAGAAUGCUAACUGUGCUGAGAUCCUUCUUCAUGAACGGGCAAUUAUAGGCACACAAGACGAACAAGGAUGGUUUGAAAUUCAUCAGGCAUGCAAGUUGGGAUUAAUUCAACAUUUGGAACACCUUUUGUUUUAUGGUGCAGAUUUAAAUGUGACAAAUGCCAGUGGAAACACGGCUUUACAUAUUUGUGCAGUGAACAAUAACGAACAAUGCGCACGUAUUUUACUCUUCCGUGGUGCCAACAAACAUAUUCUCAACUUUAACAACCAGACCCCCCAACAAGUAGCAGUUAUAGCAGGAAAUGUUUCUCUUGCGGAACUCAUGAAAAACGCAGAAGAAAGCCAAGUCGUACCCUUCCGUGAGAUGCCAACAUUCAGUAAUCGUCGACCAAGACAGUCUAUGUAUGCAAGUACUUUGUCCCUCAUGUCUAGAAGUAGAAGCGACCCAAAAUUAAACGUAACAAAUACGAUAGAUGAUAGCAACAUUACAUCGCCACCAUCUUCCAUGAGAAGCUUACCGCAGCAUUAUCAGAUGUAUUCGGACUCAGGGUCAUACUCGGCAUCACGCGGGUCCGACUCUCCACGCUCUAUGAGCAUAUCCAGUAAUAGCUCAGGCCCAGGUCUAGCAAGAAUGACAGUAACUCCAAGCCCUUCCAUGCAUAGUCCUCAACAUGAAAUGGGUUUGAGGCGAGAUUUCUCUCCCUUGCAUAGACGAUACACCUACGCUGGUAAUUUGCUAGGAAGAACUAUUAGUGAAAGUUUAGAAGACUCGUUCCAUCAAGAAUUGCAAUUGCUGUGUAACAGAGAGCAUUCUGUAAGUGAUUUCCAUCCGCGGAAGCGAAGCACAGGGAGUAUUAGUGAGGAAAGCGAGGAAGUGAAAUUCAUUCUUGGUGCUGUGUCGCAAAAUGACGAAAUUGUUGAUAGAACCAGUCCAGAAAUAUUUAAAUUUCCUGAUACUCGUGAAUUAACUAAAUGGAAAGAAAAGCCAGUUCUGCAAGCAUCUGGGGGAUCAGGAUUACUUCAAGCAUCAGAAAUCCUGGGAAAAGUGAAUUUGGAACCAAGGCUUCUGGAUAAAACAUUUAUUUGCAUAGAGCCGUUCACACCGAACCAUCCCGGAGGAUUGGACUUAGCUGUCGGAGAUACUGUUCAAGUGAUGAGUGUUUCUGACACGGGAUUCUGGGAAGGCAUGGUCAACGAUAAAGAGGGAUGGUUCCCUGCUCAUCAUGUACAGGAAGUCCGACUCAGGAAUAAAGCUGGAUCAUUUGGUGACUUGUUGGCCGAGGAGUCAAGGGAAAAUACUCUCCUGUAUCGGAACACACUAGCCACACUAGUCAGGGCUGAGAACAGUGACUUUGGUCCAAGAACAGUGGUGCUACAGAGAGCCAAUGAGGGUUAUGGCUUUGUUCUACGUGGUGCUAAAUCUCAACUCAAGCCCAGCGGGGAGUUGGACUUUCGACCAACAGCAGAGUUUCCGGCCUUGCAGUACCUGGAUAGUGUGGACCCCGGCAGUGUGUCUGACAGGGCUGGACUCAAGGGAGGAGAUUUCAUAUUAGAGAUCAAUGGGGAGAAUGUUGUCAGAGCGUCACAUGAUCGAGUGGUUCAUUUGAUACGCAGCACUGGUGACACGCUAGCAAUGAAAGUUGUCACAGUGAAGCCGGCCAGUAGAUCACAAGACUGGUUUGUCCACCAGGACAAGUCUUUGACCAUGCCAAACAGGAAGAAGAAAGCACCUGCCCCUCCCCAGCGUGACCCUAGAACUUCUCUGUCAAUGUCAAGGUCAGAGGGUCAGUCCAUCAGCGAGGAAAUGGCUGUCAUGGACAAACUGGAUGAAGCCAUUCGUGAUAGGAAAGAGGCUGAGGAAAAGAAGACGGCAUCGAUUCGUAGUCGAACUGCAGCAAAACGUGUAUCGUGUGUAGAUAUGGAUAAUAUAGGGGUUGAUGGGAAACUUGAAAAAUCAAAAUCACGAAGCACACCAGAUUUACUGGACAGUGAAGCUAAAUCUCGGAAGAACAUUAUCUAUGCAACUCCAACAGUUCCUGACAAGAAAUCCAGCGAGCAGAAAAACGUUUAUGCAGUUCCUGGUGCAAAUGUACCGUCUUCUCCCACAGGUGUCCAGUUAAGACCUAAAGGCCCUCCCCCUCCACCACCAGCGGAGUCCACCUCUCCAAAGAAGAAGGCACCUAAACCUCCACGAAGCGAGUCUGGUGAUUCCUCAUCAAGUGAAGUUGUUACUAUUAACACUAGCAAACAGUCACCUUAUGCAAGUGUCAAAGUUUUAACAAAUAAAGUUGACAGUCCUGAUUCACCUUAUGAGUCGAGUUUUCGACCUGGUGCAUCAGCCAAACUUAGCGAGGAACCAAAUGAAGGGGCUGGGUAUAAACCUGGUCAUCAGCGUACACCUAGUGCAGGUGCUGUGUUAAUGAAAGAGUCUGAGAAACAAAAUGUAUCAUUUGCCGAGGAUAAAGUGCUUGACCAUGCUGCAGGAUUUUUGAAGAAACAUCCUAAUGCGAAACUUCUGAUAACUGCGGAAGGAAAAGAAAAAGUGAAGAAAAGGAACUCCAGUAUCUAUGAACCGGAACCAGACUAUGAUAGUGAUAGUGGUGAAGAAAAACCACAAUCUCCGGUCAAAAUGCGUGAUCCAAAGAAACAGUCUGUCACAGUGAUUUCAGUAGGUGAAAAGAAAGGUGCAACACAGCCUCAGACAAAACGCUACACAAUUCACUCCUCUAUUCCAUCAGAAGAGAAAUUCAGUGUACAAUCGCAAGGGUUUGUUAUUCCACCUCGUCCAGAUGGUCCAGCACCAGCUCCACCAACACAGGCAUCACAGUCACCUCAACAUCAGAAAAAAUCAGCAGCCCCAGCACCUCCUAAUCAGUCAAAAGUACUGACAGUAAAAGCAGAAGUUAAUGUGCAGUAUCUUACUAGGCAACAAGAACGUGAUGAAACUAGGGCUCCACCUCUGCCAGAAACUCCACCUCCAGACUUUGAUACCACACCUUCACCAAGGGAAGCUCCACCUCCUCCAACAGCAGCUCCACCUCCUCCACCACCACCCCCGCCUCCUCCUCCAGCACCAUCUUAUGACCAAAUCGUCAGAAGUAAAUCUGUUGUGAAAGCUGAUUACAUUGCCCCAGUUCCAGUACCAACUGAUGCUAUAGCGGCUGCUGUAGCAAAGAGGCAGGAACGUAUGCAAAAUGACGGUCUUAAAAUGACUGAACAGAAACCUAAAGCUCCUGCACCAGCCUCUAUUAAAGACUCGAAUCAGGCUGCAAUCUUAGCAGCUGUAGCUAAGAGGCGGGAAAAACUGGAGCAACAGUCGGAACAAUCUGUUAUUGAUGAUAUUGAAACUCGAUUACAAAAAACAAAGAAACUUCAGGCUGCAAAAUUCCAGAUAGCAGGUGCCAAAAGUACAAAGAAAGAUUCAGACACAAAAUCAAACGGUACUUCUCAAAACAAACUUAACUUUACAGUGCAAUCUAGUGCAGUUAAAACAGGACAAGCAAGAAAGGAGCCUGUUAAAGCUGAAAAAGAGGAAUUCAGUUUUAAAGUGAAGCCAGUAAAUGUUUCGGGUAUGACUGAAAUCAAACCAAAAUUUACUCCAAAACCUGUAUCAAGUGUAAACGCAGUCUCAAAACAAACAAGUGUGUCAAACAGUGCCAAAGCAAAAACCCAGGAAAGUCUUAAAGUAAAGCCAGCACCUCUUGAAAAAUCUACUCCAACUGGAGUGGUUAAACCUUCAGAUAAUAAGAACAAUGCUGAUAAUAAAGCAGUGAAUAAUACAGAAAAAGUAAACAAUGAGAAAAAUGUAAAUGGACAAUCUGAUUUCAUUGCUUUGGCAGAGAAAAAAAGGCAAGAGUGGUUGCAACGAAAGCAGAAAUCAUCGGAAUCAAAAUCAUCGACACCAGAAAAAGAAAAAUUACAAACAAAAACAGUUGAAAUUAUAUCUGUGGAUAACAAAGAUAAAUCACCCCCUGUUUCCGCAAAACCGAAAGUGACAAAAAGUGGUGAUCAAUCGUACACAGAAUUUCAGUCGCCACAAGGUUUAGUGAAGGUAAAGUCUGUGAACAUGAACGGAGAUGUAAAUAGAAAUGGAACUACAGCAGACUUAACAAAUGUUCCCCCACCUCCUCCAGGAUUUAGAGAUGGGGGAAAUAGUGAAAAUACGGUUGUGCAAUUAGAGAUUAUACCUCCACCCGCUAAUUUCUCCUCCGACAGCGGCACAGACAUGAGUCAUCAACACAGUCCAGCAUUUUCUCCGGACACAGCAAGUCUUGUGUCUUCUCUGUCAACGUUGUCGUCAUUGUCAGGUGAUGGGCGGGGCAAUGGAUAUGAAGAUGUAAUAGCUCCGCCUCCACCAGGUUUUGAUGAUGGGGAUACAUCUGUGAUACCUCCACCCCCAGAGUUUGGAAAUGAUGACGGAGAUAAUGUAAGGAAAAGUAGUAAAACUUAUAAUGACAAACCGGUCGAUCAGUGGCUGUGUAAUGAUGUUUUGGAUUGGCUAGACAGUUUAAAUAUGAGCCAAUACAAAUCAAGCUUUCAGAGAAACUGUAUUGAUGGGAAAAAAUUGGUAGCAUUAUCUAGAAAUAACUAUAUAGAUCUUGGUGUGACGCAAGUAGGACACAGAAUGAACAUUGAAAGAUCAAUUAAGAAAGCUGCCAUUCGACAAAACAGUGUGUCAAAUAAUAUAGUUGCCUCAGAGCGUUUGUAACUCAAAUUUUUUAGUGAAACGCAGUUGUGGAAUUUUAAAAAGUACUUUGACGAUACAGAUUGCGCAGAAUAAUGUCGAGUCAGAAAUACACUAUAUUCUUACAGUGACAAUGUCAGACAGACUCUGUAUGAGGACUUUAUUUAUAAGAUGACAAAAGUCAAGAUUCAUAAAUGAGUGAUUAUUUUGCAGACUGUGAUCCUGUGAUUGGAUUUUACUAGAAUUUGACAGAAUUUCAUUUCAAAUGACUCUGAUCAUAAUCCAGCAUAUGUGUUAUAAUAUAUGUAUAGAAGAUACCUGGUGUGAAUCUUGUGAUAAUCUUCCUAGGAUUUUUGUUGAGAUCCAGAUUAGAACAUUCUUUUAAUUGACGAUUCCUAGUUUCGGAUUUAAAUUGAGAUAUACUUUUCUUUCAGGAUGAAUGCAUUAUUCAAAGAAUCUAGAAUUUCUAUAUAUCAAUAUUGGAAUUUAUUUACCCAGACUAACAUGUUAUAAACAUAUAUUGUAUAUAUUAUAUAAAGUAGUUAUAUAUUGUAAUAUAUUGAACUUAGUGUACAAACUUUUAUUAUAUUACACAUUUAUUUACAAAAGUUAGUUUCUAGCAAGAACUUAAAGCAUUCCAGAGAUUUUAAUGUUUUAUGGUAUUUGAUCUUAAUUGGCACCUUACUGUAUGUUUUAUCAGCAUCUAAUGUUUGAUUCACGUAUUCUAUGACUGAGAUUUUUUUAGCUUCAUGUUAAAUACUUCAUAAUAUGAAAAUUAUUAUUCAUUAAACAGCUCAGUGGCUCCAAAUAAAAACUUCUCUUAACGUUCCAAGUAGUUUUGAAUUUGUCUUACAACAUUCCAUUUUAGUAGCAUGUUUUUUUUAAUCAUUGGAUUUUCAAGUUUUAGGGUUUUUUUUUCUUGUUGCGAUAUGUUCCUAAAUCUUUUGGAAACAUUAAGUAUAAAAAACAAUAUAUAAAUUUAAAAAUGCUGUACAAUUUUUUGGUGAUAUUCGCACUGGUUUUAUUUUCACUUAUAUAUAAGAAUUAAAUGCUAGUUUUUGUUGUGUUUAUACAGGUAUAAACCACACUGGGACUUCUUGUAAAUCCAUGAAUCGUGUUAGCACUUCUUUCCAUACGAAAUGUAUAGCGAAUAUAAAUAUUCAAAACAUUCAUGAAAAUUAAUCUGUGUCAUCUCUUUAACCUUUACCCUGCUAAAUUUCUAAAAUGGACUGGUCCAUCAUUUAAUUUGGCAGUACCACUUCUUAUUGAAAGGGGUGUUCACAAAAAAUCACUGACUGAAUAGCAAACAGUGCAGACCAUGAUCAUCCUGCAAGGACGAAAAUUACCUAUUGUACACUAUAAUACAAUAUAAGGAAAUUGAACAAAAAAAAUGGAAGAAAGUCAAGUUAAAAAAAGUUGGUACGGAACUUGAGUAUCGGACAUUACUGAUAAUCUGUAUAAUAAACUGGUUAUAGUACAAAGUACACCAUAACAAACUGUAAUCUGUAUA